Messenger RNA from Microthlaspi erraticum, 750 nucleotides. NCBI's taxonomy places the organism in Eukaryota, Viridiplantae, Streptophyta, Magnoliopsida, Brassicales, Brassicaceae. The record is from the annotation of a GenBank genome assembly.
AUGAGUCACAUGGCGGAUAUUUCAGACUUCAGAUGGGACGGUGUCAUCGAAAUCAUCUGCAAAGUCAGAAGCAUCGAGGAGUUGAAGAUAGAGAAGCUGAAAGGUGACACCAAUGUGAUGAAGCACAUGGUGGGGAUUAGUGAUGGUGAUGCAGAGUUAUUUGAGAAGAUAGCCAAAUCUCUGAUAGAGCUCAUGGCAAGUGAAACGACACUAGAAGAGAAUAUGAAGACUCUGACACUAAAAGAACGUGUGACAAAUGACGAGUAUCAAGACGCUCGUAAAGAGAUGAUUAAGUUCUGGAAUAUGAAUGAUGAUUUAGUGAGUGCAGAGAACAUCAGAGUGAAGAGAUUAGGGCAACUACAUCCUAAAACCUUUUUGCCAGCAAUGAUGAGGAAACAUAGAGGUUCAAUAUCAAGACCAGAGAUUGAAGCUGAGGAGUUAUAUCCAUUGUGGGAAGCACAAAUCGGAGAUGUGCAAUGGCAUCCAUUUAAAGUCCUUGAGUCUGAUGGACCACCAAAGGACGAUGAGAAGCUGCUAAAGCUGAAAUAUGAAUAUGGUGAAAGAGUUUGUGAUGAAGUGGUAAGAGCAAAAGAGGAGAUAGAGGAUCACAAUGCAAGUGUUAGCUUUGUGACUUUGGAGCUUUGGAACUAUGAGGAAAACCGGAAGGCCACAUUGGAGGAAGCAACAGAUGUGAUGUUGAAGGUGUGGUCGGAUCUUGGGGGUAAGAAGAACAAAAGACAGAGGCUUUGA